Molecule: messenger RNA, 834 nt
Organism: Capsicum annuum
Lineage: Eukaryota; Viridiplantae; Streptophyta; Magnoliopsida; Solanales; Solanaceae
Exons: 3
Coding region: 1-834 (277 amino acids)
Source: RefSeq, a predicted model, not a curated record
AUGUUGGAUUCUUUACCUACUGUUGUUACAGAAGAGCUGAAUAAUGAUAUUAUAAAGGUUCCAACAAAAGAGAAAGUUAAAUUUGUUGUGAUGGGGUUAAAUAGAGAUAGUGCUGGAGGUUUUGAUGGUAUGAAUGGUGCUUUUUAUCAGGAUGCAUGGGAAAUAAUAGUAGAUGAUCUUCAUAGAAUAGUGAUAGCCUUUUUAAUGGGUAUGAAUUUCCAAGUAUCAGAGGAGCGAGCUAGAUUUGUUCAUGGAAGAAGCAUAGCUGAAAAUAUUUUAGUUGUGCAAGAAAUAGUUGCUGAGAUCAGGAAAAGAGGGACACCACCAAAUAUGAUUAUGAAACUCGACAUGAUAAAGGCUUAUGAUAGACCCAAAGGUUUCUUUAAAUCUUCUAGGGGAUUAAAGCAAGGGGAUCCUUUAUCUCCUACUUUAUUUAUUAUAGCAGCAGAGGUAUUGUCAAGAAGCCUGAAGGAAUUAUUAAAACAAAAGAAUUUUAAGUUAUUUGGAAUGCCUAGAGGAAGCCCUAAGUUAAAUCAUCUUGCUUUUGUAGAUGAUAUGAUCAUUAUGUGCAAAGCAGAAUUAGGGACAUUGAAGCUAGUGACAAAUACUUUGGAGGAAUAUGAGAAGGUAUCAGGUCAAAGAAUUAACAAGGAUAAGAGUGCUUUGUAUUUGCAUGAAAAAACAUCCAAUGGAGCAGUUGUCUUGGCAGAAGAGAUUACAGGCAUACUAAGGAAGGAGUUUCCAUUAAACUAUCUUGAUUGUCCAAUUUUUUAUAAGAGAAAGAAGAAGCUUUAUUAUCAGCAGAUUACAAAUAGAAUUAGUACUAAGUUAUAG